AAUCUUUUCUAUAUUAUUAUUACCUAACCUAGAACUUCCUUCAUCAACAUUGCCAAAUAAGCCAACAUUCAAGGAACAUGAAAUUAUCAUUUCCUCAUGUAUUGACUGUUUGUUUUUCUUUCACACUAUUUGUUUCCCGUUGAAAUCCGCUAAUUAUAUGCACCUAUUCAUUUCUCACAUAUAUAACAUGAUAUGACUAUUUGUGCCUUAAUAUAGCUUAGAUAUGUGUAAAACCUCAUAUAUAAGAUCAUUACUUAUAUCACAGAUAUAGCCAAAUUAGUCACUCUUGUACUACUGAUCUGAUACAAUAGGUGCAUAGUGUUGUUAUAUCCUCCUAUUCUUUCUGCAUAAAAAUGGCAACCACAGUAAGUAUUGUCUGCAAAAGAACUGUGGUGAGUACAAAAGCAGUUGAACCAGGAAAGUACUUACCCUUAUCAGUUUUGGAUCGUUUCAUGGAUAAAAAUCAUAUUAGGAUGGUGUACUAUUACCAAACUUCAGGAGACUUAGAGCUUGGUCAAUUGACCAAGAAGUUGAGAGAGACUUUGUCAGAAAUGCUCAGUCAUUUCCCUAUAGUUACUGGAAGGUUGUUGAGAGAUGAAAUGGGACAUUGGAAGAUCAAAUGCAAUGAUGCUGGUGUUAGAAUGGUCGAGGCAAAAGCCAAAGGAAGUGUCGAAGAGUGGUUACGAAGCGUGGAUAGGGAAAAAGAACUUAAACUUGUUUAUUGGGAAGAUAUGCUUCAAAAGCCUUAUUAUUGGUCCACUUUUUAUGUCCAGCUGACUGAAUUUGAAGAAGGUGGAUUAGCAAUUGGCCUAAGCUGCACUCAUCUCUUAGCAGAUUCCAUUUGUGCAACAAAAUUCAUGAAAGCUUGGGCUGACAUUUCAUUAGGCAACAAAAUAACUUCUCCUCCAAUAUUCCACCCUUUACCUCAUCAAAGACCACAAAACAGAAAGCCUAAUAACAACUCAUAUAUGAGCUUAAUAUCUCACUAUAAAUCCUUAAUUGAGAAUCCCAUUUCUAUUAAGGAAGCCAAGUACACUACCAUUUCUAUGGGCUUCUCAGACCAAAUGGUUCAGGCUUGCAUAUCCAUGGCCCAGCCCAAUGAUUCAUUAAGCCCAACAUCAACACCAACACCCUUUGAAGCACUUGCAGGUUUGUUUUGGGUCACUUUAAGCAAAAUCAAAGGAAUAAAAAAUGGACUUGUUGACACAUCCCUAUAUUUGGAUGUAAGAAAAAUCUUGGGUUUAGAUGAAGGAUUCUUUGGGAACUCCAUGCUAUAUAACAAGGUGCAUUUAGAUGAAAAUUUCAAUUUAGAUUAUGACAAAUUUCCACAAGCUACCAAGGCCAUAAGAAAUGUUGUAACUAAAUUUGGCAAUGAAGAAAUAAUGGGUCUAAUUGAGUGGUUUGAAAAUAAUGAUAUAAAUUCAUCAGCAAUGAUGAACGGCCAUGAUUUGGUUUUUACUAGCUUAGAGAAUGUUGAACCUUAUUUAGCUAUGUUUCAAGACAAGUUUAAACCAAUUCAUGUGUCUUAUUACAUUGAGCCAGUUUUUGGAGAAGGACAUGUUUUGAUUCUUCCAACAUCAAAUGAUGAGGGUCCAUUAGGAAGGGUGGUAAUGGUAACACUUCAAGAAGAGGAGGCAAUUAAGCUUUGUGAAGAUGAAUUUAUUUUACAAUUUUCUCCCACUAUCUUGAUGAAAUAUUAAUAGUGCUUUAUGCAUAUAUGUGUGUGUCAAUGUCAAUAAUGAUGAGAUUAUCUUGAAAUAAAAUUGUAUCCCUAUCCCUAUCUUACUAAGAACAUGCACGUAUUGUUAUCA
Messenger RNA from Medicago truncatula (barrel medic), 1811 nucleotides. Its product is annotated as protein ECERIFERUM 26-like. The transcript has 2 exons. The record is from RefSeq and is a predicted model, not a curated record. The coding region runs from base 354 to 1700 and encodes 448 amino acids. Lineage: Eukaryota; Viridiplantae; Streptophyta; Magnoliopsida; Fabales; Fabaceae. Gene Ontology annotation, molecular function: acyltransferase activity, transferring groups other than amino-acyl groups.